Dichotomopilus funicola is the source of this 1311-nucleotide messenger RNA. RefSeq lists its product as uncharacterized. Gene Ontology annotation, molecular function: O-methyltransferase activity. NCBI's taxonomy places the organism in Eukaryota, Fungi, Ascomycota, Sordariomycetes, Sordariales, Chaetomiaceae. The record is from RefSeq and is a predicted model, not a curated record. The transcript is spliced from 4 exons. The coding region runs from base 1 to 1311 and encodes 436 amino acids.
AUGGGUUCCGUUCAAGACUUUCACCUUGUCACUGCCGCCGAGAAUUUGCUAAAGAAUGCAAAGAAAUUGGCGGCAGCCACAGCACCGGGCGUCGAUGACAACGAGCCUGAGUUGCGGCGGUGCGUUGCCAGUACGGCUAAGAAGAUUGCCUUCAUGACGGCACCGAGAGUCGAUGUGGUAAAGGAGGACUGGGUUACGCUUGCUGAAGUCGGUGCCUGGAACAUCUUUAUUGAGUGGGAAGCUUUUGAUUUUAUCCCACUUAAUGGCUACAUCUCCAUUGUCGAUCUCGCUCGAGAACUCGACGCUCAGGAGUCGCUCGUAGCCCGAAUAGCCAACCUUCUGCUCGCGACAGGGAAGCUUCUUCCCGGCCCACCCGUCGCUUCAUGUUCUUCGACGCCCCCCCAAUCUCCUUACGCAAACAUCACCAUCCGCCACUCACGCAUCUCACCCUUAUACAUGACCUCCCACCCCGUCUCUCCACUGUGCACCGUGGCCGUCGGUAAUGCCAUGCGCCCGUUCGCUCGCUGGCCCGACUACUUCGACAUCUACGGUCGCUGCGAACCCCCUGAACAAAGGUUCACGCCCUUCUCCUUCGCCUGGGACUGCCCGGACCUGGAACCAUGGGAGGUUAAGGCCGAGUAUCCGGACUAUGCGAGCGCGUUCGCCCGGAGUAUGCAGUCGAAGGAGAUGGUGGGAGGCGAUACGGUGCUGGUGGGUGAAGAGGCGGUGUAUGACAUGGCGUGGGUGGGUGAGGAGGCGAAGGUGUUUUGUAAUUACAAGCCGUGGGAGAAUUGGACGCCGACCCUGGUAGACGUAGGGGGUGGGUUGGGCCAGUUGCUGCAGGAUGUGUUGAGGGAUGUCGACGGGUUGCGGCCUGAGCAGUGUCUGCUGCAGGACCGACGGGAGGUGAUUGAUAAGGCGAAGGAUAACCGAGACGGGGUGUUGGCAAAGGUGGUAAUGAUGGAGCAAGAUUUUCAUGAGGAGCAGCCGCUCAAAGGCGGUCUCGUUUACAUCCUUCGCAGGAUCCUCCUGGAUUAUCCCGACGAAGCCUCUGUCAACAUCCUCCAACAUCUAGCCGAUGCCUUGCCCGACGACAAUCCCAAGGCUCGGGUUCUCAUCAUGGAGGAGCGGUUAUUGGAAGUCCCAACAACACAGAACUGUCUUGUGGACGUCGUGAUGCUCAACCUGGGCGGGAAGCUCCGGAAUGAAGCAAUGUUCCGGGAGCUUGCGACAGCCGCAGGACUGAGGGUAGUAGGGUUCCACGUGAGCCACCGGACUUCCAACUGCGUCGUUGAAUGUGCGAAGGCAUGA